AGGAGGUUCCCACUUUAAGAAGUGAAGUUUUCCUCCCCCUCCCCCUUCUGCUCACCUCCUGCCGCCUCCCGCGCCCCGCGGGGCUGCGGAUGGAGCUCCACCUCGGUGGCGUGGGGAGCCAGGCUGCGGGCCGGAGGAUGGAUGGGGACUGCCGAGAUGGCGGCUGCGGCAGUAGGGACGCAGGGUCGGAGGACUACGAGAACCUACCGACCAGUGCCUCGGUGUCUACCCACAUGACAGCGGGAGCGAUGGCCGGGAUUCUGGAGCAUUCCCUCAUGUACCCGUUGGACUCCGUGAAGACACGAAUGCAGAGUUUGCAUCCAGAUCCCAGAGCCCAGUAUACAAGCAUCUAUGGCGCCCUCAAGAAGAUCAUACAAACGGAAGGCUUCUGGAGGCCCCUGCGGGGCCUGAACGUGAUGAUGACGGGCGCAGGGCCCGCACAUGCCAUGUAUUUUGCCUGCUACGAAAACAUGAAAAGGACUUUAAAUGACGUUUUCAGCCACCAAGGAAACAGCCACCUCGCUAAUGGGAUAGCUGGGAGUAUGGCCACCCUACUCCACGAUGCAGUAAUGAAUCCAGCAGAAGUGGUGAAACAGCGUUUACAGAUGUACAACUCGCAGCACCGAUCAGCCCUCAGUUGUAUCCGGACGGUGUGGCGGACCGAGGGGUUGGGGGCCUUCUACAGGAGUUAUACCACCCAGCUGACCAUGAACAUCCCCUUCCAGUCCAUCCACUUCAUCACCUACGAGUUCCUGCAGGAGCAGGUCAACCCUCUCCGGAACUACAACCCCCAGUCUCACAUCAUCUCAGGAGGCCUGGCCGGUGCACUGGCUGCAGCUGCCACCACCCCGCUGGAUGUCUGCAAGACCCUCCUCAACACGCAAGAGAACAUGGCGCUCUCCCUGGCCAAUGUCAAUGGCCGGCUGUCGGGCAUGGCCAACGCCUUCAGGAUGGUAUACCAGCUCAACGGCCUCACUGGCUAUUUCAAAGGUCUCUAUGCACGGGUCAUCUAUCAGAUGCCUUCCACCGCCAUCUCCUGGUCCGUCUAUGAGUUCUUCAAGUAUUUCCUUACGAAGCGGCAGCUGGAGAAUCGAACUCUGUACUAAAGGAACGGGCAGUGGGAAGUGGUUCCAGCAUCUUUUGUUCCUGCCUCAUCCCCUUGUCUUCACACCCAGGCCCUGUCCUACAGGGUGCUUGCGCCGGGCCCUUCAUUCCCUGGUGCCCUAGGAAGGGAAGGACCAGCCUCCACUGCUCAGAAGGCUGGCUGUGGGGACACCCCGGGUGGUGGUAGGUGGGGAAAACUUGGGAAGGAGAGUGAGAAGUUGCUUUUUCUCCUCCUUCCUCGAGAGGAAUGUAGCCUUUCUGCAUCCCUGUGGCCUCCUCCCUAGAUCUUUCGAUCAACGCCGCAGAGGAGAGCAAUGACCCAGUAAGAAGAGUUCAUAUACAUAAAAGGACCAUUACCCAGUCUAAAAUAGGUGGAUAAUGUUUAUCCUUUAUUUUUCUACAUAGAGAUUUUUGAAAUUGUGUGUGCUUGUGUGUGUGUCCAUAAAUAGUAUUAGAGUUGGGAUGAUAUACCUGUUUUUUUUUUUUUUUUUUAAUAAGAGGGUUGAAUUCUUCCAUCAUAAGAAGUAAAACAGAACAAAACAAAACAGGAAAAAAGGCACCAAAGUAAUAAAUGGCUGCUGUGGCCUGGAGUUGUGUGCGGCACCUCUCCCAAGGGAGUUUAACUUGAAUGUAAAAAUAAUAAAUACAAAGUUUAUAUUUUGAAUUUUCUCUUUUCAUGGGGGAAAAAGGUACGUUGAAAACAAGUCAAAAUAAUGAUCUAUCACUUGGAGCUUUUUUUUUUUUUAAUUCUUUUUAAACAAACAACAAAAAGUCACCUGUGUGUGCCUUUCUGUCUUUCCUAAAAUUUUCAGGACCAAAGCUAUGGCCCUGGAGCAUUUGCCUCCGUCUGUGGACACAGCUGUACAGUACUAAGCAUGCUGGUUGUCCACUCUGUAGGGUAGUGGGCCCAGGAGCAUAAGAAUGUCUGGCCUUCACCUUUCCCAAGAGUGAUGUGAGCGUGUGCCCCCCCCCCGAUCAGCACUUAGCAUUGGAUUCGCCAUCAUUUGCCUAGCAAAUUAGUGGGCCGACUCCCGCCUUGGUCUUAGGACCGAUUUCUGUAGCGACCUCAGUCUCAGGCACUUCAGCUAAUUGGGUCGUCAUGUGUUUUUAUCAAAGUCACCUCUUAACCCAGUUCCCCUGCAGUCUAGGGAUUUUUGAAAAUCCCAUCUGGACUAUUUCUGGCACUCAUCUGUCCCCUGCCCUGUUGUAGCCUCGGGUCUUACCGGUACAUCACAGCCUCUCACAGCACUGAGGCCGGCCUUCCAGCCUGGACUGCACUGCUGGAGCCUGCUAGGACCCUCUCUCUCUGCCUCUCCAGAGCCGCUCAGCGGCCUUGGCUCCUCCUGUGUCACUUGAGAGCCUAUGUCCUCUCUGCUCUGGUCGAUCAUCUCUGAGAGAACACACAAGCCUGUGUCUUCUAGUCUGUCACUCUCAGGAGAGGACAGAAUGGUCUCAAUGUCCCUCUUCCAGCUUGUCUAUGAACGAGCAGGGGACACACUGGUGUUUUGACUUCCUUGGCCCUGGUCUCGUUUGGAAGCCAUGGCUAGCAUGCUCCUUCUCACUGGGGAAGCAUGAACCUUAAGUUCCUGUGGCUAGGUGCCACUGCUUGGGAAAAAUUCAGCUUGAACUUGGAGACUUUUCGUCUUGGGGCCACACAUCACCCAGUGCCCUUGGGCACAGGUUUUGAUUUUGUCCACUAACUGAGAAGUUAGAUGAUGGUCAGCUGUCUUCUUUUUUUCUGAUCAGAAGGAGGAGAGAACCACCUCGAGUACUUACAAGUUCUCCAUGAGGGCUUGGUGGCUGGCUGCUGAGCUGUCAUACCACAGGGUGACAGGUUUCUGUGCUUGCUGGUGUCUGAGGCUAACUGGUGCCCUUUUAUCACUGAUCAUGUUUCUGCUGUCCCCCUGCGAGUGUUGAGUAGUGUUAAAUAUAAAUGGAAGGGGGAAUCAAAACAUAGAGUCUAGAGUAAAAUUGAAGUCAAGUCUGAAACAUUCCUACCACACCCUGUGGUCCAUCUGGUGACGAAUCCUGCUGCAAAAACAAUAUUCCUGUUGGGUUUUCUUUACAGCUACCUUCUUCUGGAAUAGCCUCUGUGGCCAGGGCCAUGUAAGAUGGAGAAGUAAGACCCAAACUUAGCAACUCUGUGUGGGCUUAAGUCCUCACUGUCGCCUCCCUGUAGUGAUGGGCAGAUUCACAGGGAGACAGCUUUUUAACCAGCCCUGCCCACCCGAGCCAUCACAGGUUGAGCAAGUGAAAGGUGGUUAAAAGUUGUGAAACCCUAAACAAACGUGUUUCUCACUCCUCUAGGGGUUACGUUGUCCCCUCUCACCCUUUGCUCCAGGGUUGGCAUUGUCCGUGCGCCGGGCGCAUUAAUGGCCUGUGUAUUGUGAUUUUUGACAUCGCAAAGAUCUAAAUAGGAAAAUGCUUCCCCUGUCCAGUGGCCAGGUUAAUAGAGUUAUCGGCAUCUUUGGAGUGACUCCCGAGGAUGGACCAUGUGACCUGGUGCGCUGUUAACACUUUAGCUGUGUGUGUGUUCUCAUGAUCAGGCCUCAUGACAGUCAGCCACUUAAUAGAUGAGUGUUAAUUUAUUAUAGAGUAAAACACUGAUCUUUAAAAAUGGGAAUGUUUUUAAUUCAUGACUAUUUUUUUAAUUGGAAUAACUAUAAUUACUUUUAUGUGUGCUUGUGUGUGUGCCCCCCCCCCACCAUGUCUUACAGCCAUCCUCCUCCGAAUGUCACCCCAAGGCUGUAUCUCCCAACACACUGCUAUGCCAGUAAGGUUCUAUUUAACUUUAUUUAUGGGUAAUUGUGUCUGUAAAGAACAGAUGUGCUGCCGCCAGUCCCACACUGUGGGAUAAGAGUGGCCCAGUGUUAUUCUCUGAAUGUCUUUAAAAUGCCUGUGGUCAAGAUUGUUUUCGCCUUGUGACUUCUGAGCACGGGGAGCUGCAGUGUGUUCCCAUGUGGGGGUGUCUGCUGUGCUGCUACCGUUGUAACACUGGAGCUGGAGAAAAUAAAGCAUUGUU
This is a messenger RNA of Microtus oregoni (creeping vole), 4126 nucleotides long. It is a transcript of the gene Slc25a37, whose product is annotated as solute carrier family 25 member 37. The coding region runs from base 90 to 1106 and encodes 338 amino acids. The record is from RefSeq and is a predicted model, not a curated record. Gene Ontology annotation, biological process: iron import into the mitochondrion. Gene Ontology annotation, cellular component: mitochondrial membrane. Gene Ontology annotation, molecular function: ferrous iron transmembrane transporter activity. NCBI's taxonomy places the organism in Eukaryota, Metazoa, Chordata, Mammalia, Rodentia, Cricetidae. The transcript is spliced from 4 exons.